Molecule: messenger RNA, 900 nt
Organism: Suillus paluster
Lineage: Eukaryota; Fungi; Basidiomycota; Agaricomycetes; Boletales; Suillaceae
Exons: 7
Coding region: 88-639 (183 amino acids)
Source: RefSeq, a predicted model, not a curated record
UAGCAAAUUCUGCACCCAAACCACUCACACACGCACCCAAGACCCCAGGGCCCUUCAGUGAAGUUGGCUCGAUUUCUGACAUUUGCAAUGUAUCAACAGUUCUCCGCUACAUCAUCCAACGAUUAUGGACAAAUGAUAAUGUCGGCGCCUGCUGCAGGCCCUAGCACUGUAGCACCACAUGCAACUACUACCGCUCCCCCACCAGCACUGCCAAAAUCGCAGCCGCUUGUGGCGACCGGCAAUUGGACGACUGAACUCGUACAGCUUGCAAAGACCGCUGAACUCAAAAAACAUUCCCUGACGCUGCAACUGCAUACUGCUAAUAUAGUUGCUGCUCAUAAUACCCUGGAACAAAAGGAUAAGGCAAUUCAAGAUAUCAAAGAACAGAAAAACCGAUUGGAUAGUGAACGUGCACGACUACUUAGUGCGCUAGCAGAGAUAAACGUAGACCGUGACAAGGUGGAUCUCCUCGAAGCAUCCAUCACACGGGAAUGUACGGAUUUGAGGCAACAAAUCCAAACCCUCCAAGAAGGCGAAUAUGCUAUCGCAAAAGCGGACGUUGAUCGCUUGCGGGCCGAGCUCGGUCAGCCCCCGCUCCCCCCACUCCAAACCAAGCUCGAUGAGAAGACGUCUCAGUAAGUCUCAUAUGUUCCACCCGGUCGUGAUUUUAGAGCCGUUUCUGCCUGAUACGUUCGGUCCGGCACGGAUCGCCGGAAAUGCUGCGGUACUACCACGCUCCGAUAGAGGAGCGUGGCGAUCCUUAUUCGUCGCACGGCGGGAUCGGGCGUGCCAAUUCUGCGCACUCUGGAGCGCCGCCUUGCACUAUUCUGGUCUGUGUCGGCGUAUAUUAACUCCCCGCUAUUCCCUUAACAGGUAUCUGCCACUACCAAACGCCCACGA